AUGGGAGAACAACAGGAUCCGUUUUCCACUUUGAAUCUUCCGGAUUUCGUAUCUUCCCAAAAGAUUGGUAGACCAGUAAAUGAAGGACAGGGUAACCGCGGGCAUCCUUUUUCUGGACUUAAGAAGAGAGGUCAAUCUAGUCGUUCGUGGGUGAAAAUUGACGAAAAUGGGAACUCGACGGUUUUGGAGCUCGACAAAGCAAGUAUAAUGAAGCGUUGUUCGUUACCAUCCAGGGAUUUGAGACUUCUUGAUCCUUUGUUUAUUUACCCUUCGAGUAUUUUGGGACGUGAGAGAGCGAUAGUGGUCAGCCUUGAGAAGAUCAGAUGUAUAAUCACAGCCGAAGAGGUUAUUCUCAUGAAUGGUCGGGAUGCGUCUGUUGUUCAGUAUCAGUCUGAAUUGUGUAAACGCCUCCAAUCAAAACAAAACCUAAAUCUCAUUGAUGAUUUGCCAUUUGAAUUCAAAGCGUUGGAGCUGGUUCUGGAAUUAUCUUGCUUGUCUUUAGAUGCACAGGUGAAUGAGCUUGAGAUGGAGGUGUAUCCUGUUCUUGAUGAGUUAGCCUCAAACAUUAGCACUCUUAAUCUAGAACACGUUCGUAGGUUAAAAGGCCGUCUGCUAACCUUAACGCAGAAAGUUCAGAAGGUUUGUGAUGAAAUAGAACAUUUAAUGGAUGAUGAUGAUGACAUGGCUGAGAUGUACUUGACUGAGAAAAAAGAAAGAGCUGAGGCUCAUGCUUCUCCAGGGAAUCUAGAAGAUAUCCUCGAUGACGAGUUUGGAUCUUCUGGAAUAGUUUCGAAAUCUGCUCCGGUUUCACCUGUUGGUUCAACAAGUGGAACUUUUGGGAAGCUUCAAAGAGCCUUUAGCAGCGUCGUUGGCUCACACAAAAGCUUGUUAAGCUCCUCUAGCAGCGGAGAGAACAUCGAUCAACUAGAGAUGUUACUAGAAGCCUACUUUAUCGUUGUCGAUAACACUCUCAGCAAAUUAUCAUCGCUGAAGGAGUAUAUAGAUGAUACAGAGGAUCUAAUCAACAUUAAGCUGGGGAAUGUACAGAAUCAGUUGAUUCAGUUUCAACUGCUUCUCACCGCGGCAACCUUCGUGGCAGCCAUAUUUGCAGCUGUAACCGCAGUUUUCGGGAUGAAUCUGCAAGACUCGGUUUUCAAGAAUCCGGCAAUGUUCCAAUGGGUUUUGCUUGUAGCAGGUAUCGGAUGCGGGUUUUUGUAUUUUGGUUUUGUGUUAUACUUCAAACACAAGAAAGUAUUCCCUCUCUGA
This is a messenger RNA of Arabis nemorensis, 1266 nucleotides long. The record is from the annotation of a GenBank genome assembly. Lineage: Eukaryota; Viridiplantae; Streptophyta; Magnoliopsida; Brassicales; Brassicaceae.